Molecule: messenger RNA, 1500 nt
Organism: Pipra filicauda (Wire-tailed manakin)
Lineage: Eukaryota; Metazoa; Chordata; Aves; Passeriformes; Pipridae
Gene: PEX7
Product: peroxisomal biogenesis factor 7
Exons: 11
Coding region: 10-1071 (353 amino acids)
Biological process (GO): protein import into peroxisome matrix
Cellular component (GO): cytosol; peroxisomal matrix
Molecular function (GO): protein binding
Source: RefSeq, a predicted model, not a curated record
GCGGGGGCCAUGGGCACCAUGGCGGGCGGGGCCGGCGGGGCCCUGCGGCUGCCCGGGCUGCACGGCUACGCGGCGGAGUUCUCGCCGUACUGGCCGGGGCGAGUGGCCUGCGCCGCCGCGCAGUACUACGGCAUGGCAGGUUGUGGAACUCUGGCAGUGCUGGAACAAAAUGAAGCUGGGAUUGUUCUGCUGAGGAGUUUCGACUGGAAUGAUGGCCUGUUUGAUGUGACGUGGAGUGAGAAUAAUGAACAUGUGUUGAUCACUUGUAGUGGAGAUGGAUCUCUGCAAAUCUGGGAUACAGCUAAAACCAAAGGUCCACUGCAAGUCUAUAAAGAGCACACUCUGGAGGCAUAUAGUGUUGACUGGAGCCAAACUAGAGGAGAGCAGCUAGUGGUGUCUGGUUCAUGGGAUCAAACAGCCAAGCUGUGGGAUCCAGCUGUGGGGAAGUCAUUAUGCACUUUUAAAGGCCAUGAAGGGGUCAUUUACAGCACUAUAUGGUCUCCACACAUCCCAGGUUGUUUUGCAUCUGCCUCAGGUGAUCAGACUUUAAGAAUUUGGGAUGUGAAAGCCCCGGGAGUCAAACUUGUGAUACCAGCCCACCAGGCUGAGAUCUUGAGCUGUGACUGGUGCAAAUAUGAUGAGAACUUGCUGGUAACUGGUGCAGUUGACUGUAGCUUAAAAGGCUGGGAUUUGCGGAACAUCCGGCAGCCAGUGUUCGUCUUGCUGGGUCAUACCUAUGCUAUCAGAAGAGUAAAAUUUUCACCAUUCCAUGCAACCUUAUUGGCCUCUUGCUCCUAUGAUUUUACUGUAAGGUAUCUGUCUGCUAACACAGUUUGCUAUCUUGGAUGGUUUUGUUACCUCCCUUGGGUUGAGGUCCAGGAGGCUGUGGAGAAACUGCUAAGAUUCUGGGACUUUUCCAAGCCUAAUCCUUUGCUGGAAACAGUUGAACAUCAUACUGAAUUUACAUGUGGACUGGAUUUAAGUCUUCACAACCGUGGUCAGGUGGUGGACUGUGCUUGGGACGAACUGGUCAAGAUCUAUACUCCAUCAUGUCUGGCAGUUCCUGUUUAGAGGAAAAGUGAUGAUCUCACACACCAGGAACCUUUCUCUCUUUCAGACUUGUGCUAAAGUGUCAACUGUAUCACUAAUCUUAGUGUCUCUUUUUAAGUAAAACUACUUGAAUGGAGUGUUGUGCACUUAAACAUGUGGAGAUUUUAGGGCUUGGUUUACUGUACGGGUAGUAUUUGAACUAGCAAAAUGUUCAACAGCCACUGAAUGGCUGAAGAGUGGCCAUAGCAGGAUAUGAGUGGUGUCUUUAGAGUCAAAUCACCAAUGCAGUUUUGUGAUCUGUCUGGCUAAUGAUGAGAGCAGAGGCCUGAAUCUUCUUGUUCGUUAUAAAGAAUAAAAGUAACUGGCAGUGUAUUUUGAUUAUGUCACUGUAGAAAAGAAAAGAAAGGGGGGGAAAAAAGAAAAGAAAAUAAAGGCUUUUUUCACUGUAAA